Lodderomyces beijingensis is the source of this 2304-nucleotide messenger RNA. The record is from the annotation of a GenBank genome assembly. Lineage: Eukaryota; Fungi; Ascomycota; Pichiomycetes; Serinales; Debaryomycetaceae.
AUGUUGGACGCAACUACUUCGGCGCAAACACCACCGGUACCACUGCCACCACCAUCAGAACCAGAACCAGAACCGGGAGUUGCUACAUCUCAAGGUACCCGUCACGAGCAAGAGGACCCUGCCAAGAAGAAUCACAACCAAAGCCAGCCGCUGCUAGUGCGCUCUUCGUUUGAAGACGAAGAAGACAACAAUCCGUUUCUGCAUCACCUGGGACUAACCAGUUUUAUCAUCCAACAAAGCCAAUCUCAAAAACAUCAGAAUGACCCCGAUCUAGAUGACGCGGCAACAGCAACAGCAGCAGUGCUGUCUCAUACGCAACAACACGAUUACGAAGACGAAUCAAUGUUGCUCUACAAAACCGAUGAACACCACCACCACCACCACCAGGAUAAGCUAGCAGCGCGCACCGCACAGAAGCCCCGCGCCGAAUCGUUCAACACGGUAAGCAUCAACUUUGAAAGCCGGGUCACGAAACUACUCAAGCCAAAAGUCCGCGUCAAGAUCCACAUCACCGAGGCGGGCAACUCCAACGAAGGCAUGGCGAAUGCCCUGAAGAAAUACGUUGUCUACACCAUCAAAUUGAUCAAUUUGGAUAAAAAAAAUGACGAGAUUUUGACGAGGCGAAGGUAUAGCGAUUUCGAAAGCUUGCGCGAUAUAUUGACCAAAAUUUUCCCCUUGAUCAUCAUUCCGCCGAUACCUCCGAAAAACUAUUUUGAUUUCUCGGUGCUUAAUGGGCUAGUUGGCGGUGGUAAUGGGGGGGUAGGGGGAGCAGGGGGAGCACACACGAGCAAUGGCAACGGGUUUGGAUCGAAUGGCGGCUCGAGCGGAGGUUCGAACCACGAGCAAUCGACAAAUGGCUCCUCCUCGGCGUCGGCAACGGCAGCGACAACGGCCACGGCGCACUCGUCUUCAAACUCCAACUCCAACUCCACACCAUCCUCGUAUGCCUAUAUAAACUCGAGCCAUUUGAUAGGAAACAAGUUGAUCGAGCAUCGCAAACGACUACUUGCCAAUUUUCUAAACAAUUGUCUCGAGAUCCACCAGUUGAGAAACCUCGAGUUUUUCGCUAAAUUCCUAGACCCAAAUGCCAACUGGUCGGAUGAGAUUGCCUUGAUACAGAGCCAAUUGCCCAAGAAUACCUAUUUACUGAACCCGGAAAAUGGAUUGAAAACCGACCCCAUCUAUCGCCACUUGCCCAAUCCUUCAAACAAAAAGACCAUGAGUUUUUUCAAGGAUAACUCCAAGAAACUCACCAAAAAGACGAACCAGUUGAUAUCUAGCGGUGGUGGUGGUGCUGCUGCUACUGCUGCUGCUGGCUGUGUGCCGGACCAUGCAAAUGACAUGACGGCGGAGCCAGACCAUGAAACGUUGCAGAAACAGAAGCAGGAUGAGUUUAUUGUGGACACUUCGGGGUUGGAUGAUAUGAACAAGCGCAUCAUGGCCAACUUUAUGGGGCUUAGCAACGAUUAUGCCGAGUUGGGCAGUUUUUUCAAUUCUUUCUCGUUGAUUUUUUCAGAAUCGGUGCUGCUGCGCAGUGAAGAUAACAAAUUGAAAUCAAGCAAUGAAAAUGACGACGAGUUGAACUUUAUUUUUGACAAGAUCGGCCAGAUUUUUGAUCGCUCGUAUAUUACCAUCAAUUCGCUUAUUAGUGAGUUGGAGACGAGAUUCUCGGAGCCAUUGGGUGAAGCCGUUCAAUACACGGAUAUUCUCCAUUACGUGACCAAAUACCAAGCGAAGAAAUUGAAGCAGAAACACAUGUUGGAGAGCGAGUGCAAGAGCAAAAGGAAGGAAUUGGAUGAGUUGUUGAAAAUUGAAGCUGAGGCGGGCAAGGUGGAGCACAUGAUCAAUUCUCAACAUAAUGGCAAGCAGCCGCCGCAGUACAAGUUGAAUGGAUCCAAUUCGGUGCCUCGUUCAGCACCAAACGGAGCCUCGGCGGAAGCUAACACCACCACGUCUCCAACAACAAAUCACACUAGCGGAUCCAAGUUCAAAUUCAUCCCCAGUUUCAAGAAAAUCACCCAAUACGUUAGCGAGAUCAUCGACCAGAACCCGCAACAAACGCGCAAGACCAAAAUUUACGAAUUGACAGAUAAGAUCAAGAUUUUCGAAAAGUGCCACGAUAUCAUGUUGGCCGACCUCUCGUUUAUCUUUGACGAAGUCGACAAGAACUUGAACAAGUUCCACACGCGACAGUUGAAGAUGAUAUACGAGAUUCUCCUCUACUACAACCGGUUCAUGAUCAACUGGGCGCGCAAAAAUGUGGAAAUCUGGGAAGAAGUCCGAGAUGAAAUAUUGAAAUACUAA